CUCUCUCCGCCGAAAGCUCCUCGACCGACGUACGAUUUCAUUUCCAAAGCUCAUUCCGAGUUAAAAGCUUGUCGUGGCAACAUCAUCGCGUUGCAUACGAACAAUAAACAUUCCAUUUAUCGUAAAAAUAAACAUCUUUAACGAAUAACAACCGUUUAAGAUUCUUUAAUAGACAUUUUAAAGAGGUAAUUAUAGCAUUCAGAGCCGUUUUUAAUUGAACUGCCACUGUAAAUUGACUUAGUGCAAUUAGUAGUGAUAAUUAACGUUGUGAUUUUGUUGGAAACCGUUUGUGUUGUGUAUAGAAAUUAAAAUUCUUCAAGAUUAAGGCGGCAGGAAUAGGAUCGUAUGUCGGAUAUCAGGCGAUGACAUCAGGAGACCAAACUGAGCAGAAUAGUUCAUCUCUGCGACGCUACAGACCUUCGAUAAGAACGAGGCCUAACGGCCUGAUAAUGACGAUGGACAUAUCGAAGACGGAAGCCUCGAAAUCGGCACCGGGUCAGAGUUCCCAAGAAUGCGCUGGCUGUCUAAAACCGAUAACGGAACGGUUCUUGCUGAAGGCGUUGGACAUGUUCUGGCACGAAGACUGUCUGAAAUGCGGUUGCUGUGAUUGUAGAUUGGGCGAAGUCGGGUCGACGUUGUAUACCAAAGCGAAUCUGAUUCUGUGCAAACGAGACUAUUUGAGACUGUUCGGUAAUACCGGAUAUUGCGCAGCUUGUUCUAAAGUUAUACCGGCAUUCGAGAUGGUGAUGCGCGCUAGGAGUAACGUGUAUCAUUUAGAGUGUUUCGCGUGUCAACAGUGCAAUCAUAGAUUUUGUGUCGGUGAUAGAUUCUAUUUAUGUGAAAAUAAAAUCCUUUGUGAAUACGACUACGAGGAACGACUAGUUUUUGCAAAUAUGGCCUACAAUCCACCGCCGUUAUCGCAUUUGAAGAGGCAAACUUCCAUACCACCCGUAUCACUCCCCAACCACCUAAUAAACGGUCAUCGUCCUCCAGUGUCGUCAUCCAACGGGGAUUUAAAUAAUAAUUCCAAUCAAGGACCACCUAGUUCGAUAAAUAGUCAAAAUUUUCAAAAUCCCGGUCAUAUGAAAAACGGCCCUCUAUCAAUGGGAGCGGCUAGCUGAAAGUUCUAGACAUUAUGAUUUCAGAAUUUUUUUAUUCCUUGAAAAUCCAGACAAAAUUUGGUGUCAGCAUUUUUUUUUAAGAGGGUGAGUCUAUGUACUUGUUUUCUGAUAUGGCUUGUUUAUAAAAUAUACUUUCGAAUCACUUUAACAAAAAAAAUGUUGAACAGUGAAAUAAAAUUGUUAUUACUGCCUAUUUUUAUUUAAAUAUAUGACUUAUUGAAUGGGCAACUAACAUUAUAUCCAUUUUUGUCGAGUACUUUGCUCAUAUUAAGUUAGAAAAUACUAAUUUUGAAGUAGAGCAAUCUUUUUUAAUUUUUUCUAAAACUCGUAUGAAACUUUUAGUAAAAAAAUUUGUUUAAGAUGUAAUAUUUCGGUAAAUAAAGUGUGAAUUCGACAAACGAACAUAACGUACUCAUACUUCAAAAGUGAUAUAACUCAAAAAUCACAUCUGUUGAGUUAAGAAUUUUCAGAAGGUAAAAAAGAACGUUUUGAACUAGGACCAACAUUAAGAUUGUUUCAGAAAAAAACAAAAAUUUUAAAUUGUCACAUAACUAAGGAUGUUUUUUCUGCAUUAAACGUGUGAUAUUUUGAAAUUACAAUGUUAAUGUGAUAAACCCAAUAUGGAAAAGUAACUUAGAUUAAUUCUGAAAUAAACGAUUCAAAUGAAAUCAAAUUUAUUUGUUUAAAUAAUAAAAUACAUUACUUAACAGUAAAAAAAAUAGUUAUAUAAAGAAAAGUUCUUUAAAGACAUCUGAUUGAGCAUCGAAUCUAGACAUUUCUGCCUGCUUUGCUUCUGAUCAAUCAGAUGACUCUUAUUUAUGUACAUAUUUUUUUAGAGACAGGA
Molecule: messenger RNA, 1965 nt
Organism: Psylliodes chrysocephalus
Lineage: Eukaryota; Metazoa; Arthropoda; Insecta; Coleoptera; Chrysomelidae
Source: the annotation of a GenBank genome assembly